AUGAUAGGAUUUUUGACAAUUACUAGUGCAUGGCAACGAUGGAAAGAUGGUUUCCAACCUGUAAACGAGAAAAACUCUUAUAAUGAAGCGAAAGCUGAUGAAAAUGAAAGUCGAAAAAGCUCUGGAGAUUCAUCAGGUCAAGAAAGAUUUGGAGAUGAGCCAAUUUCGAUGGAAAGAGUAAUGGCAGAGUUUAAAUUAUCAAAUGGAACCCUUCGACGGAUGAUGGCAGAAAUGUCUCGUGCAAUGGAUAAAGGUCUCGAAGGUGGACCUGAAAAUAGCUCUGUAUCGAUGUUGCCAUCUUUUGUGCCUGAAUUACCAAAUGGGACAGAAGAAGGAAGAUUUAUUGCGAUGGAUUUGGGUGGUACUAAUCUUCGCGUGAUGUUAAUGGAUAUUGUGCCUAACGAAGAGCUGAAAACUGAGCAGUUUAAUACGAGGAUACCAAAUUGGGCGAUGCAUGGGACCGGUGAAUUGUUAUUUGAUUAUAUUGCAAAGUGUUUGGCUGAAUUUCUAGUCGAAAAAGGUGUGCAAAAUGAUGGCUUACCUUUAGGAUUUACAUUUUCGUACCCAUGCGAUCAAAGAAGUUUACGUUCUGCUACAUUACUGAGAUGGACGAAAGGUUUUCAAGCAUCAGGAGUGGUUGGAGAGGAUGUCGUGAAACUUUUGGAAAAUGCAAUCCUAAAAAGGGGUGAUAUCAAAGUUGAAGUGGUAGCACUAAUUAAUGAUACUGUUGGUACAAUGGUAUCAGCCGCUCAUCAAACUAAUGGUCAAUGUCAUAUUGGAGCCAUCAUUGCUACGGGCACCAAUGCUUCGUACAUGGAAGAUGUAUCAAAAAUUAAAUAUGGUUUAUCAAAAUCAGAAGUACAUUAUUCAUAUCCUGAAAUGAUAAUUGAUACUGAGUGGGGUGGUUUUGGAGAUAAAUGUGAAGCUGAUUACAUCAUAACUGAAUAUGAUAGAAUAGUUGACAAUGAGUCUGAACAUCCAGGAGUGAACAGGUUUGAUAAACUUGUGGGAGGUAAAUGCAUGGGAGAGGUGGUUCGUGUUGUUUUGGCAAAGCUCACACGAGCUGGAGUAUUAUUUGAUGGUAAAGGAUCAGACGCACUGUUUGAGAGAGAUUCUUUCCCUACUAAAUAUAUUUCUGAAAUUCUGAGCGAUGAAAGUGGGUCGUACAGUAAUACAAGACAAAUUAUGGGCGAGUUAGGCAUUGAUCGGUUCUCCUUCAGUGAUAUGCUAAUAUUUCGAGAAGUCUGUCUUGUUGUAUCGCGUCGAUCAGCAAAUCUCGGUGCAGCUGCAAUUGCAUGCGUGUUAAAUCGUGUACGAAAACCAGAUAUGGUAGUUGGCAUAGAUGGAAGCACUUACAAGUAUCAUCCAUUUUUUGAAUUUUGGGUUCAUGAAAAACUGAAGGAACUUGUCGACCCAGGUCUUCAAUUCAAAUUAUUGCACACUGCUGAUGGAAGUGGUAAAGGUGCAGCUUUGAUUACGGCUAUUGCUGCACGGUUGCGUAGACGUAAACAAGAGCAGAAUUCUCAGCAGUAA
Thelazia callipaeda (thelaziosis nematode) is the source of this 1533-nucleotide messenger RNA. The record is from the annotation of a GenBank genome assembly. Lineage: Eukaryota; Metazoa; Nematoda; Chromadorea; Rhabditida; Thelaziidae.